Molecule: messenger RNA, 1738 nt
Organism: Trematomus bernacchii (emerald rockcod)
Lineage: Eukaryota; Metazoa; Chordata; Actinopteri; Perciformes; Nototheniidae
Gene: nipal4
Product: NIPA like domain containing 4
Exons: 10
Coding region: 157-1488 (443 amino acids)
Biological process (GO): magnesium ion transport
Cellular component (GO): membrane
Molecular function (GO): magnesium ion transmembrane transporter activity
Source: RefSeq, a predicted model, not a curated record
UCCUCCGUGGAGAAGGAAACUCACCGGGACUAGAGAGCCUUUGAGUCUGGCGGAGAGCAGCCUCAGCCGGCCUCAUGCACAGGAGCUGCUCGGUGCACUUCACGGUUCUUUCCCCCGGAGUUUCUGCGGAGAGUUUGCCCGGAAACAAGCAACGCGAUGCGGGAUGUUCACCUGGACAACGAGACCUGCAGGAACGGGUCGGGGGUGCGACUGUGGUGCGGCCCUCAUUCUGUGGUGUGUUCAAUCUCUGGAGAUCAAACAACGCUACACACACACCUGGAGAACAGCACACUUACUACAGAUGUGUAUUCAGACAGCAGCUCUUACAGGCCGUGGCUCGGUCUCUCUCUGGCGCUGCUGUCGGCCGUCCUGAUUGGUGGAAGCGUCAUCCUGAAGAAGAAAGCUCUCCUCCGAUUGGCCGACAGCGGAAACACCCGAGCAGGGGACGGAGGACACGGCUACCUGAAGGACUGGCUGUGGUGGGGAGGCCUGCUCACCAUGGGAGUUGGAGAGGUGUGUAACUUCGCCGCCUACAUGUUCGCUCCGGCCACGCUGGUGACGCCGCUCGGAGCCCUGAGUGUCCUCAUCAGUGCAGUUCUGGCACCCUACCUGUUGGGGGAGCAGCUGAACGUGGUGGGGAAACUGGGCUGUUUGUUGUGUGUUUUGGGAAGCAUCCUGUUGGUGAUCCACGCCCCACAGGAACAGGAAGUGACAUCACUACAGGACAUGACCGACAAGCUGCUGGACCCCGGUUUCCUGGUGUACUUGUCGGCGGUGCUGCUGCUGUGUUCUGUGCUCGUUUUCUAUUUCUCUCCUCGGGUCGGUCGCUCCAACAUCCUUGUCUACAUCAGCGUCUGCUCGCUGCUCGGGGCGUUCACCAUCGCCUCCGUGAAGGGCCUCGCCAUCGCCAUCAACACCGUGGUUGAUGAUGUUUCCGUGCUGGCGAACCCUCUCACGUGGAUCCUGCUGGUGACGCUCAUCGUCUCCAUCGUAACACAGGUGAACUACCUGAACAAGUCUCUGGACACCUUCAACACGCUGCUGGUGUAUCCCAUCUACUACGUCCUCUUCACCUCCGUGGUGCUGUCCACCUCCAUCAUCCUCUUCCAGGAGUGGAGGAGCAUGAAGCCCGUAGACGUGGUGACGACGCUGGGAUCCUUCCUGGUGAUCGUGGUGGGCGUCGCCAUGCUCCACCUCUUCAAAGAGCUGAAGUGCACCAUGAAGCAGCUGACCAAUCAGCUUUCGGCUCCGGUGGAGAGGGCGGGGCUUGCAGAGGAGGUUUCAGCCAAUGGAGCAGCAGCAGCAGCAGCAGCAGCAGCAGCAGCAGCAGCAGCAGCAGCAGCAGCAGCAGCAGCAGCAGCAGCAGCAGCAGCAGCAGCAGUAAGCAGGAAUAAGAAGGAGGAUAAAUACGGACUGAUGGACAACAUGGUGAUCGAGAGUCUUCCUCCCAUGAGAGAGGAAGGGCCGAGAGUCUUCAUCAUCAGCUGAAACUAAAGAAGAAGAAGAAGAAGAGACAGGUUUCGGUUUCCUGUCUAGACUUUGUAGUUCUCUUCUGACUGAUUUAAAUCUAUGGGCACUUUUUAUUUUAAAUGUUUUUGGUAGGGCUGUAAGUCGAUUAAAAUAGUUAAUCGCGAUUAAUUGCAAAUGAAUACCUACCUUAGACUUAGAGGAAUAUUUUUCAAGUUUUAAAUCUUAUCAACAUAUGAGUGGACAAAUAUGCUUUAUGCAAAUGUUUGUU